CAAAGAGUGACAUAGCUAAGCAAACACACACGCACACACACACUAUGAAAGAGUCUUCUUUUCCCAAAAUAACCAAAGUUUCCAUUUUUCGGUUUCCCUUUUUCCAUUUCUCAUACUUCAAAUUUCUUUGUAAUGUAUUUGUGUAUUCUCAAGUACACUGCAAAGAGGUGAGAAGAAUCAUUGACCUAAUUAAUCUUCAUGGUUAUGGCAUCUCUUGUUGUACCAGGGCUCUCAAGUUCUCAUCUUUAUUGUCAAAAUCAGCUGAAAAGAGCACAGAAAUGGGUUUUCCUUGGUGGGUUUUCUGUUAAAAGAACAAAGACAAUGAUGCAUGUGGUUGAUCACAAUCAAAGUCAAGUGGGUAGUGGUGGUGAUGUCUCUCAUGGAUUGCAUAAAGAUUUGGUCUCCCUUCCAAGGCCAUUAUCCAUAUCUGAUAUUAAUGCUGCUUCUGAUGAUCAAGCCAAAGUACGAAUAUCAUAUCAGGGGAUACCAGGAUCAUACAGCGAGGAUGCUGCACUCAAAGCUUACCCUAAUUGUGAAACAAUCUCAUGCAGUGAUUUUGAAGAGGCUUUUAAGGCUGUUGAGUUGUGGCUGGCUCAUAAAGUUGUCAUUCCAAUUGAAAAUACAUCUGGUGGAAGUAUUCACCGGAACUAUGAUUUACUUCUUCGUCAUAGGCUUCACAUUGUUGGUGAGGUGCAGUUGGCUACUAACCUCUCCCUCCUAGCUAUGCCUGGUGUCAGAAAAGAGUUCCUUAAACGUGUUUUAAGUCAUUCUCAGGCACUUGCUUUAAGUGAUACUUUCCUGAAUAAAUUAGGUGUUAGCAGAGAAAAUGUUGAUGAUACGGCAGGUGCUGCUCAGAUUGUAGCUUCAAAUAGUCUGUAUGAUACCGGUGCCAUUGCAAGCAUUCGAGCUGCCAAAAUCUAUGGGCUUAAUGUACUUGCAGAAGGAAUCCAGGAUGAUUCUGAAAUCAUCAGUCGUUAUCUUGUGCUUGCAAGGGAUCCAAUUAUUCCAAGAUCCAAUAAGCCUUUUAAGACAAGCAUUGUGUUUACGCUGAAUGAAGGUCCUGGGGUGCUGUUCAAGGUUUUGGCGGUAUUUGCAAUGAGGGACAUAAAUUUAACCAAGAUUGAAAGUCGCCCACAAAGAAAUCGGCCACUAAGAGUCGUUGAUGACUCCAACACUGGAACUGCCAAAUACUUUGAUUACCUUUUCUAUAUUGAUUUUGAGGCAUCUAUGACUGAGCCCCGAGCACAAACCGCUUUAGAACAUCUGCAGGAAUUUGCAACAUUUCUUCGAGUGCUUGGAUGCUAUCCCAUAGAUACAACCAUAUGAUAUAGACAGUAGCUAUAUUCUUUUUUAUUGGUGAGCUUUCAACAUAUUCAAGUAUGAAGUCUUGAAAAGGAUUUGGUGACAACAUCAUGUCAAGUUCAAGUAAAAAAGAAGCUUUCACAUGGUUACUAUGUAAUGUAUGAUAAAAUAGUUGAUUAUGACCUUAAAAAUUGUCAUUUAUUUGUUUUAACUGGAUCCAUCUCAUAACGGAUACAUAAGAAGUUGCAGGGCCAACGCAAGGGCUUUAUGCCUCCCAAUAAAAGCCUCUAAAAAUAUUCUUAGACCAAGUAAUGAAUUUUCAUAUAGUAUGUUGUCUUGUCUAUAGAUAUUACAAGAGUUUAUAAUGGGAUAGUGGUUUGACAUUGUUUUA
Medicago truncatula (barrel medic) is the source of this 1693-nucleotide messenger RNA. RefSeq names its product arogenate dehydratase/prephenate dehydratase 1, chloroplastic. Gene Ontology annotation, cellular component: chloroplast; cytoplasm. Gene Ontology annotation, molecular function: arogenate dehydratase activity; prephenate dehydratase activity. Bases 199 to 1326 code for a protein of 375 amino acids. Lineage: Eukaryota; Viridiplantae; Streptophyta; Magnoliopsida; Fabales; Fabaceae. Gene Ontology annotation, biological process: L-phenylalanine biosynthetic process. The transcript is spliced from 11 exons. The record is from RefSeq and is a predicted model, not a curated record.